AUGAAGAAACGUGGAAAGUAUCUAACUAGAGGUUCUCUGCCGGUGAUUAGCCUUGCUUCCACUACGGAGAUCAUUCCCUCAACGUAUCUGCCUGCUCUACAUGACUCCUGUCUCUUCCCCUCUGCUCCGCUCGGUAGAUGCCAUGCACACAUUCUGCUGCAUUCCACCUUCGCUAUGAGCUCCAGUCUCGAGGCGAAGAUCGUUGUCCUGGGUGCCCAAGGUGUUGGGAAGACAUCCCUCGUCCAACGUUAUGUGAGAAAUGCCUUUAAUCCGGCUACAACCACUUCCACGGUCGGUGCCUCCUUCGUCACUAAACGCGUCCUUGACACAACCUCGGACACUCUCGUCCGUCUGCAGAUCUGGGACACCGCCGGCCAGGAACGUUUCCGCAGUAUCUCCCGCCUCUAUUACCGGGGGGCUAACGCCGGCCUGCUAUGUUACGACAUCACAGACGAGAGUAGCUUUCAGGAAAUGACCGGCUGGCUAGUUGAGCUGAAACAGAACCUGGGUGAAGACUCCCCCAUCGUCAUCCACGUCGUAGGCACCAAAUCGGAUAUCGUAGCGCAUGACCCUAACCUACGCCAGGUCCCCUUUGAACGCACCAUCGCGUACGUUGCGGAACAACUUUACCCAUCCCAAGCAUCCACCCCACCUCCCAGCUCCGGCCUGGGCAUCUCCAGCAGCUCCGCCUUCGGAACCUCAAACCCAAUCUACAACCCAGGUGCAGAGAGCAAGCGAAGUAGCGGCUUCUGGGGCCAGGAUAUUGGUUGGGACUGCUGCCACGAGAUCAGCGCCAAGGACGGCGAGGGGAUCGAGGAGGUCUUCCGUGUCAUCACCCCGCAAGCUUGUCGAGCAGCGGAAUAA
Histoplasma mississippiense is the source of this 864-nucleotide messenger RNA. RefSeq lists its product as hypothetical. The transcript is spliced from 4 exons. The record is from RefSeq and is a predicted model, not a curated record. NCBI's taxonomy places the organism in Eukaryota, Fungi, Ascomycota, Eurotiomycetes, Onygenales, Ajellomycetaceae. Gene Ontology annotation, molecular function: GTP binding; GTPase activity. The coding region runs from base 1 to 864 and encodes 287 amino acids. Gene Ontology annotation, cellular component: endomembrane system. Gene Ontology annotation, biological process: intracellular protein transport.